GCUCAUGCUGCCUUUUCGGUUUUGAGAGAGCUUUUGAUCCGGAGGGCGCUGAUUGAUACAGAGCUUACUACCAUGCCGCUUAGUGGCCUAUCUAAAUACAGCGUGGAUCGCACAGCAUCAUGCUAAAUGCUGUAUCUUUAUCGAUAUCAUUCGGUCGCAGCUGUACGACCACACGGGAGGUGUGCACUCUCAAGUGACGAUGGGUCGACUUGCUUCGUUUUUGCGUGAAGUGACUUGCUUCUACUGUGCUUGUUCAUCUUUGUGUUGCAGCAAGCUGCUUGGAACCGAUGUCGCCAGGUCUGCCGCGUGCAGUUCGACAAAUUACCACCUAGGGUAGAUCCGCACGCCAAACACAAGCUGCAGCGAACGUCUUCCACCGCGCUUCCUUCUGACACGGAGUUGGAGUUUUUAGUACUGUUGCCAUAAUACCGGGGGGCCGUGGAAAUACGAAUUUCCCAACCAGACGCAUAGCACGCCAACGAGCGCGCUUGUAAGAAUGGGGCACGUGCGCCGAUAUGGAGCGUCGUUUCCCUGCGCCCCUGUUGAGCGAUUGAACUGUGCAUUUCUUUGUGAUUGCUUCUUUCCAGCUUCAUCCGUACCUCGCCAGCCAGUUGAAGGCACUUUGUAUGUCUAUUAUUGAUAGCGCUGAUCCAUCACUCUGUCAAUGACUGUUGAUGCGUCAAGUGGCUUAGAUACUCGAUAAGAAUUUCGCUGGAGGUUUUGCAGAUCGGCUUUUCUUCCAGGGUGUGAUAUGGAAACAGCUAGGCAUUGUCGAUGUCUGCUUUAUGGCAAAUGGGCCCUGGUAAAUUAAUUGUGAGUCGCCAUCUUUCUCCUGGGCGGAAAAGCAUUAUUGAUUUGUCUCAGAGGCGGACUGGUGGCGCCUCAUAUCAAGGUGGCUGUUCACGCGUGGCGAUCUUUCGCGUACGACGUCCGUGUCGGGCGCAGCAGCCGCUGGAUAGUAUGGCGGAGCCGUGCUCCGAGUAUCUUCCUGUUUUCUGGUGGUGCGGUGGUCGGGUUUCUGGUGGUCAACAGACGUGGGACGCGCUGUGCGAACCAGGUCCCCUGUGUAGAGCGCUCUAGUCUCAGGUUUGAUACAGCUUUUCGCCCAGAUCGCGAAAUCGAGUUCACGCACAAGCUACAGCGUGCAGCGUCGUUGCUUGCCCCGAUUCAGCACCACGUUUACUGCUGGAUGCAAGCUGAAAAGGACCCGGAUGCUGCACACAAAUGGCUAAGUCUGACUUCUCUGCCGGUCUGCGAGAUGUCGCAUGGACAGACUCCGUCUCGUAGUGAGCUGAUAGAAUCUCCGCGUCGAAACCCUGACAGAAUACAGCAGCCAAAGUCUCGCGUGCGCCUUCCGGAGGAUUUAGACGAGCGGAAACGAGAGGAGAGCGAACGUACAGGAAACACUAGCGCCGCGAGGCUAGCCAAAAUGUUGACCAAAAUGCAAAAAGGAGAUAGUAGCAGCCAGUUCGACGACCGCGCGAUCGCAGCUGCAGGCUCCGGCAAUUAUGUCCGUGCGGAUGGAAGAGCGCACGAGGAGGAACUCCUUGAAGCGAACGUGCCCGCGGUCCUCGCGAAUCACUGGGUAGCACGGGGCUUUCUGUCGCAGCACUUCCAGCAUUCUCCCAGUCUUGCUCGCGUGUCUGUUGAUAGUAUCAAAAAAGCGCAAGGAGCGGUGGAGUGGUUUGCAGAACAGCUUCUGGAUGAGGCCACCUGGAACCGGAUGGUGACACAAGACAAAAAGCUUGAAGGUCUUCUUGAGGGUGGGAUAGACAACCGGACUCGCAGUUGCAGGUCGCAGGAAGGAAACGAUAGUAGAUGCUUGGUGGAUUCGAACUACCCGCAUUACAGCUAUUCUUUUUUGAAGCAAACUCAUGAUGAGCUUGAACGCGUUGGAGUGGUGAAGGUCGAAGCCCUCAUCCCGCUGCAGGUCAUCCGCGAGAUUCGCCGAAAGCUGGACAUUGCUCCACUUCGGCACUCCCCUUAUGAAAAGAUACAGAAUGACUGGCGAGAAGACGUCAAGGCACACGGAUUGACGGGGGCAGAAAAGGGGACAAGCUCGUGGCUAAUGAGCCGCGGCGAGGACGAUGAAACGUAUCUCAAGGACGGGCCUGGCGGUAAAUCGUUACAACUCUAUCAUGUUGUUGCAGAAUUCGACUGUCGCCGGUUUGAUCCACAGUACAUCCUGCAAUUUUCGUACGAGAAGAUGCGCGCACGAGUUUGGCAAGAAAAGCAGACGCGGCGUGACCGAGAUUGCGACUACAUAGACACGUCCGUUGACACCGAUCGCAUUUGGGAAAGAGGUCCACGGAGAGCGGUAGCGGAAAAAUGUGGGUCCCAGGAGAUGAUGCUCCCUGGUGGUAGUGUCGGCAGCUCAAUUGAGGCUAACAAAAGCGAGCUGCCUCCAGAACAGCGCGAGCGGAUGAAAAAUUAUGUGCAAAACUUAUGAGGUGGGUCACGGGGUGCUUGGGUGUGUUUCCUCUGCUGUGUAUCUUUCUGAAGCUAAGUGUAAUUAGGAGCCUUGACCUUGAGAAGAGCAUCUGAGCGUUUCUGUUGUAGCCAGAGAACGCGCCAAUGCUUGUGAGAUUAAAUAGGUACUUCGGGUGACAAGACGGUAAAAAAACGCUCAUGUGGGGGCGCGCAAACGCAAAGCGCAUAUCAGCCGACGAAGCCGACGCGCCUGCCAUACGAGCGCGGUAUAGGUUUCCAAUUAUUACGCGUUAACGGAUGCCGCUCCGACAUGCUGGAGUCUCGCGCAAAGAGCGGAGCAAGACCCGGCGACUGGGGGGCACAAUCUGACGCGGGGCAGCAGAAAAAAUUUAGAAGAAAGGAAAGACGGGCAGGCGCAAACUGGAACCCUGCGGAACUCGCAAAGAGUUUUGCGCACGGGCUGGUAGCCCAGACGCCCGGGCAACGCCUGAAACGCCCACCAAGCCACCUGCCCAAAUCCACUUGGUGCUUGCGCCCCAAGAAAAAGAGUGAGCGAGGCGGGCCGGGCGGGCUUUUCGUGCUCAGCCGCACCGCCGCUACGCGUGCCCGCACGUGAUCCCCGAACGCCACGCCGGCGUCCGUGCUUGCUGCGCGGCGACGCACCGGCAGGGCCUUCGUUUUCUGCGCCGGCUCAGCGGGCGGCUCCCCUUUUCGUUGCUGCCCGCCCUUUCGGGACCAAAGGCGACUGACCUCUUCCACCCACCGCGGCAAAAUUGGCGGCUGCCGUUCGACUCUGGGUGGCUCGCUGUGGCGCGCCAGGACGGAGGGGAGGCCGUGGGCCGCAGCGCCUUCCGGGGGGCCCUACUAGAAUUCCGGGAGCAUCAGCUUUCCGGCAGGAGGCCAUACCCCCUCGUGCGAGGCACUGUGGUGGCCCAAAGGGCCUAGUAGCCUUGCUUCCCUUCCGCCUGACCGCUUUUCGGCGAGCUGCGCAGCUCCGCCACUGGCCCUUUUUCUUGCGUUGCGGGACUGUGCCAGGCUAUGCCGCAGUUUUCUGGAUGUGCCCGCCCCGGUGCUGAUGCUGCUUUCCCGUUCCGGCACUGGGCGCGCAGCCUCCUGUCGCGCGGCUUCCUGUAGCGCAGCUCCAUUUCCCCUCGGCCCGUGGCUCGUCCGGCCGCGCCGCCCCAUUUGCAUUGCAGCCAUGAAAGAAGGAAGGCGCGCCACUUGCGGCGGCGCGCUCGGCUUCGGCCCGGGGCCUGGCGGGGGGCGAUUCCCGCGGGCAGGCAGGCGGGUAUUGCCGACUGCGACGGGGAGGGCCGGUUCGGGGCGGAGGAGACCAUGCUUCCGGCCGGCACCAGACGGCCGCGGGGCGGGGAUUUCUGCCGCGCGACCCGGCCCGGCCUGCUGCGCGCUGCGCGGGCUUUUUUUGCUCCGAAACGCCGGGGCGCCGAAAUGCAAACACGGACCAAGCAGUGCGUGGCCGCCCGCGCCCCCGUGCUGUCGCUUUCAGCUGCCUGCCCGCGCCGGCGAGCCACCCAGCUCGGGCUUGCCGGAUAUUGCGUUCGGGCAUCCGGAUCCGCUUCUUGUCGCGCCGCCCGCGCGCCAAGCCUUCAUGCGGAAACACCCCGGGCGGAUUUCCGUUCUAAAAUCCUGCUAAUUUUUCCGGCCUUUAAAAAAUUCCGGGCGCCCAUUUCUUCUAAUCGUGUUGGGCCCCCAGCGUGAGCGCGGGGCGGUUCUCUUCCUUCGUAGUCCCCCGGGGGGCGGUGUUUUUGGUCGUUUCCCCAACACAGCACUGGCGCGCCCCUUCUUCGUCUCUUGGGGUUCGGCAGGGCUGGUUUUUGGGUAAAGUAGUGCCGCGCUAUUUUGAACAAGCAGGGCGGUUGUGGGUGGGUGUAGAGGGUGGCGCACAAUGUGGGUGGUAGGCGCGGGCCCUGCCCGUCUUCUCUGGAGACGCGACGCGGUCUGCGCCUCUUCGCAUCCCCGCUCAUGCGCCGCUGGCUCGAAGACGCAGAUCGUUUGUCGAGGACCGGGAGAUGAUGUUCGUGGUUUCGAACACGAACGCCAUCUCCUGCAGGUCCGAAGCAAACACUUCGGGAUGUCCGGCACUGGAUGUUCGCGUGAAGCGGAGCCGGAAUCUUCCGGCUCCGCUUCUGGUUUUGGCGUCCCGAGUUCUUCUAUUUCGUCUUCUAAAGUCACAAAGUCGCGACUUUGUGUGUGAUUUCAAUUAGAGGACUUUUUAGAAGCCUUUUUAGAGGCUGUUUUAGAAGCCGGCUUUAGGGGCCGGCUUUAGAGGCCGACUUUAGCGGCCGACUUUAGAGGCCCACUUUAGAGGCCCACUUUAGAGGCCGACUUUAGAGGCGGAAAUUAGAGAUGGGCUUUAGCGGCGGGAAUUACAAGUCGGGUUUUCGAAGUUUGUUGCGAUCGCCGCGCUGGCAGGGCGUGUCGCGAUCGUCAUGUCGGGUUUCUGGUUUGGGAGUGGUUGUCUUGAUUUCUUGUCGCGCCCCGUCGCCUCGUCGUAAGUCUCCUGUCAUCGGGUUGUCUGCGUCGCCGGGCCGGCGUCUCUCUCUCCUCCUAUUUCUUCCUGGGUAGUGUGGGCGCCUUUUUUUGAUUUGAUUCCCACCCGAUUUGCGGAUGGGGAAAAUGGGUAGGGCUGUUUUUUUCAAAACCGGAAAAGUUAGAAGUUUUAGAAAGGCAAACCGCCCGGGCGUUUUCCGCAUGAAAGCCUUUCACUGGGCCCGUGGCGCGGGGGCUUAGAAAUGCAAGAAGGGCCAAGCGGAACGCCCCCGCGCCCCACGUGGUCGCGCGCGCGGCGCCUCGCUAUCUCCUUCCGCCCGGCCCGAAUGCCGCCCGCCCGCGCGCGCUUGGGGGGCCGUUUCCCUGGCUAGGAAGGCGAAAGCCCGGGGCCGGGGGGGGCCAGGGGCGGGCGGGCGCGGCCCCCCCGGGCGGGCGCGCACCUUCAGGAAUCGCCGACCGCGGGGCUCUAGCGCCGUGCCUUUGGGCUCCGACCGACCGAUAGACGUGUCCAGGUGGCGCUUUCAAGGCCCUGCGCCACUAGAACAAAAAGACAAGACGCGCGAAGCUGGUUGAAUCCCGGGCGGGCCGGCGGCGUUCAUGCGGCCUGCAACGCCGGGAACCCGCCCCCGGGGCCCGCAGCUCUGCAACCCGCAGGGCCCGGCGCCGCCGGGCGCCCAUCUUUUUCUGCAUUCGUGAAUAGGUGCCGCUUGUUCCGCCCGGCUGCCCAGUCCACCAAAGCGCCGGGCGAAGGAAUGGAUGCUUUUCAGGCUUCGGGCAGCCGCCCGGGAGUGUGGCGACGCGAAGUUGCGGCGUUUUUCCUUGCUGCCCCCCGUUGCCCCGCGCCGCAGUUAUUUUCGCGAUACCUACGGGGAGGCCGCGCCGGGGCCUACUUACCGAAUGAAAUGCGGCCGCCGGGCCUAACGAUGCAUAUGCCUGCCACUGCCCACAGCGCGGAGGCCCCGCCUGCCGAUUCCGCCCUCUUCCCUGCAAGAGCGGUGCCCGCUUUGUGUGAGAAGCGACAGCGCGGCGCCUUGGCAAUAGCCAGCGCCCCCAAGGGCUCCGCAGCAUUGGUCGCAGGUGGGAUAUGGCAAGGCGCGCAGCGUCUAGUGGGAGCCGCUUAUAUUUCCGUGCGCCUCCCUUUUUUUUUCGAUGACAAAGAACGGGCAGGCGCCGGGGCCCUCGGGGGGGGGCGUAGGCAACAAAGAUGCCAGCCGCCGGGCGGGCCCCGUGCGAAUUCUCCUCGGGGCCAGCAGGGGGCCUCCUCGGUUUUCGAUAUUCCCUCCGCCGCAGCGGCAGGAGCCGUCGAAGCAGGAAUCGGGGAGCGGGUGUGCCGUGGUGAACAAAAGGCCGGGGUUUUCAGGCCGUUGCAGCCCGGGGGGCCGCAAAGCCCAGACCAGGCAGGCGGCACCAGCGCGGGGCCGGGGGGAGGGCGCGCCCCCGUCCCCGCGCUGCCUGGUCUCCUGCGACCUCGGAAGACGGGCGCGCGCCGACAAUUGCAGACUCGCCGGGCGGGCGCCGGCACCACAUGCGCGCGCGGACGGCCCGCCCAGAUUCCGGGCCCUGGCACCGCGUAGCCCUUCGGGCACACCCUUGGUUGCCACUGUGGGCCGCGUCGCCGGUGCAAUGACUGGCAGCCGCAGCCAGGCCUGCGACAAGGCCUCUGAAGGGGCGGACGCCUGUACCUUCUGGAGAGUAGCUCCAUGGUUGUGAAAGUGUUAGAAACCUAGACGCACGAUCAAGACAGUAAGCGGGUAAACACGAUGUGAACAAGUGCUAGCAGUACUAAGUGCUUACGUAGCACGGUGUUGGGCUUACUGAUGAUAGACGUACUAGUAGGGGUACUAGUCGCAACCUGCAGGGGUGUGAUGAGAUAUCAAGAGGAUGGACAAUAUGCAUGACAAACAGGAUGGCUACGAACGGCUAAGGAGGAGGAUCAUGGAUUUCAGAUCGCCGGUCUGUACAAGACCAAGAGAUUUGACAUCAGACCAGAUUUACAUCGUGAUUUGCGUCGCGCUGUGUUUCUGAUCGCCACUAGGUCAUUUGAUAUUCCGAUCUAUCCAACAUUCCCCCUUCCGAAGCUAUAGUAACCAUUGUUCACCUGUAGCAUAUACCUCAUUCCUCCUUCCUUUUUGGCACAACGACUAGGCAAAGUCGUAGGGCUUUCCUUCGAUCUGGAUGGUCAAUCCAGAUGCUUUACUUAGCUUCGCAGCCAACAUCAUAACAGUAGCGGGCUCUAGUACAAUGGGCCGAAGGUCAGUCGACACAUGGAGCGCGCGCACUGUGUGAAGUUCUGCUUUUGGGUCCGUCUUGAACAGAGACAAAUACUUUUCACCAGGCAGGCCCUUGGUCAGGGGGUCGGCCUUGUUUACUUUUGUCGGCACAAAGCGCAAAUCUUGACAAUGAUCGCGGACAAUGUGAUAACGCAAGUCAAUAUGUUUGGAGCGCUUAGUGAUUGUACUGCUCUUGCUGAGACUUAGCGCACUUUGAUUGUCUGUGAAAAUGAGCGGAAGCGUUUCCCCUUCAGUUUCCAUAAACCAAUCUGGCCAGCCUUGACUUAAGCACAUUUUGAUCCAUCGUGUCAUGGAUCGCAACAUACUCAGCCUCACACGUGCUGGAAGCGCGGACUGUCUGUCGUUUUGACGACCAAGCGACUGGACAACCACGAUAAUACAGGAUACUACCGCUGGUGGACUUCAGUGUAACUGUACACCCUGCAAAGUCGCUAUCGCUGAAAGCACACAAAUCAGGACAAUCCCGAUUAGCCUCCUUCGUCACUUUGGUGUAAACCGUGCGAAAAUCUUCUUCAGCUUUUGGCGAGUAUUCUAAGCCGAUUUCUCGAGUUGCUUUCAAGUAGGCCAAAAUCCGUUUUGCUGCUUUCACCGCUUGGGGUGUCGGAUUUACUACUUCUCUUGCAACACGCUGCACCGCGUAGACAAUGUCUACCCUGCACAUACAAGCGAUAUACUGCAGGCUACCCACGAGGCUUCGCAGUGGGAAUUUCGUUCCCGGUGCAGAAGUAUCAACUUCAGUAGUCUGAAUUUCUGGCAAUUGUCUUCCAGGAAGUACAGGCGUAGCAACUCCCCGACAAUCAACCAUAUUGAAUUUCUUCAAAACUCUGUCAAUAGCCUCUGCCAUGUGGAUCCUCAUGGUCUUUUUCGAUGCGUUGUAUUCCAGAGUGGCCCCCAGGAGGUCGUAAACUUCGCAACCCUUUUCACCUGGUUUCGCUUUCGGCGGGAUCACUUUUCCAUGAAAUUUGUCCAAAAUUUUCCCCAUCUCUUUGUCGAGAAUUUCUUCCGUGUCACCACUCAUGACACAGUCAUCCACGUACACGCUCAACGUAAGAACGCCUUUACGGAACAACCCCGGCUCCCGUUCGCACAUCUUCCAACCUAGUUCCUUCAAAGUCUUCCUGUAGGUAUCGAACCAGCGACGCGGGCUAAUUCGAAGACCAUAAAGAGACUUCAGUAGGCGCACGGCGUCACCUCUCGGAUCAGUGCUCCAGUGCUUCGGAAGACGCACGAAAACUCGCUCGUCACCUAAACUCGCACAAGUGAACGCAUUUGAAAUGUCGAAAAAUUUGAUCCGUUUUCCAUUUGCAGCAGCGUCAACAAGUAGGGCUCUACUAGCUGCGUGCGAAAUGGUAGGGCUGUAAAUUUCGCCACAGAGUUCUUUCGACUGUAAGUUUCCCAGUGCCACCAGCCGCGCUUUGUAUGUUCCACAUCUUUUCUUCGUGUAGAUCACGCACGACGGCGCAACUUCGUCGCCUUUUUGUGGUUUCUCGUCUACUGUCCAGCACUCUUUUGCUAAAAGUCUGAGUCGUUCAACAUCGUCGGCCUCUAUGUACUUCGGAGCAUCAGGAUCUCGAAGAAUCUGCGCUCUGGUGAGUGGCACCACAUGAGCAAAAACUUCUUCACCUUCUUCCUCAAUGCGCUUGGCAUGGUACUCGUCCAAGUCUCGACCAAAGUCAAAAUCAUCAGGCAACUGAAAUACGUUUCCAGCUUCUGCUGCUUUUGGCUUAGGGCCUGGCUUUUUGCUUCCCGGUUUGUUCUUCGAACCUUUCGGGCGACCCUUUUUGUUGUUGACAACGACUGCAGGCUUCGGCUUUUGCUUUCUUUUCUUCUUGACGCCCUUGGGCUUUGGGCGGGCGGGAGGUUCGUCAAGCUCUUCCGCUUCGGGAAUAACUACCUCUUCCUCUGCUUGCGCAACACUUUCCUCUUUGCCCCCUUCCACUGCUUUGCCCCCUUCCUCGACCUGCUGGUCUCCAGUAGCCCCAUUGGGCCCCGAAUCACCCUGGUCACGCGGAGCAUCCUGAUCGGGCUCAUGACUUCCCGAGGGAGCCACCAACGGAUCAGGCAUGUUCGACACACACAAUUUGUCGGGUGCGGCAAAGGGUGCAAAGGCUCCACGGUUCUUUUCGCGAAGAUCGUCAAUGUCGGCGAUCGUACAAGAUUCGUCAAACUUGCAGGAUCUAUUUUCGAUCACAGUGAACUUCAGCCCGACUUUCGUUCGUUUGUCGUCACGCCAAACACCCACUAAAUAACGGGAAUUCUUCGAAUACCCCAAGAAUACUCCACGUUCGUACCGAACAUCGAGCGCACCUAAGUCCGUCGAUUUCGUAACGUGCUUCCGAGCAUAGCAAAGGACUCCGAAUUUCUUGAAAUACUUGAGCGAAGGCGCGCGAUCGUGAACUUUUCCAAAUGGACUCCUUUGCUCUUUCCGGGCUAACCGAUUCCAAGUCCAGGCUAUAUACUUUGAACAAUAUGGCCAAAGACGAGGAUCGACCCCGAUCAUAUUCGCCCGCAAGGCAUUUUUCGAAGUUUGGUUCCACCGUUCCACGACUCCAUUACGUUGCGGCGUGAACGGCGCAGACGUAGUUGGCUCGAUCGGAGGACUCUGCUUCAAGCAAUACUUUCUCCAGUCACUUUUCUCGCCUCGAAAAGUAGGAUCGUUAUCGCUUCUCACCCGUUUGGGCUUUCCAACUUCUAAACACCACUCACGCAGACCUUUCCACGCUUCAUCCUUUUCCCGGUGAGGAUAAUUCUCUACCCAGCCAUGGAAUGUCUCCACCCCUGACAAAAGAAAUUUCUCCCCAUCAAGACCCAAAGGAUAACCGUAGGUAUGAUCCCAAUCCACUUGAUCUAGCCAAGCCUUUGGCUUACAGUGCUCCGGACGUUCUGACUUACACCCUUCUUGCCUCGACUUCGCUAAGUCACACAACGGACAGCGUCCAUAUUCAAGACCGUCAAUAUGAAAGUGCCCAAACCUUUCAUGUUGUCGAAGACGAUCGGCACGAGUCAGAUUCACAAAUGCUGGCUCGGACCACGCGGCCCGGCUCUUUCCGUUUUGUAAAUCUCCAGCCGUAUCCAGCUCGCUCAAGCUGUGAGACGCAAAGUCUAUUUGCGGCAAAUUUGUUAAAGUGUCCCGGCGCAUCGGAAUUUUGAAACCUGUUUUCUUCUUUUGGAGGUAGAGCGCGUCUCUCCCCUCAAAAACUACCCGGCAGUCAUUUUCGUCGUUCAAAAGACUUACCGACACCAAAAACAACUUUUCGUCAGGAUGGUAUAGUCCACCCAUUAAACCUAAAGAGUUAUGGUGGAAGUAACCACGGUAGGCGGGAGUGUCUAACGUUCGGUCGGCAACCGUUAACGUUACUGGAUCAUCCCAAAACACGAUCUGAAAACAGCUCAAGUCCCCUGUCAUGUGGUGCGAGGCACCACUAUCAACAACUGCCGUUGUUUGAGUACCAUCCGGGCGGAUGGUAAUCCCAUGGGCGCUUUUCCCGUUUCCCUUCGACAAAAGUGCAAAUGUCAAAGACGAAACAGCGCCGGCGGACUUUUCGCCGUUUUGAUCUGUUUGACCCUUUUCCCGCUCUUUUGACCAAUCACCAAACCAGUCUUGUGCCUCCUGGUUUUCGUUUUUCUUGUCCCUGCCCUGGUGGUGACCAUGCACCAAGACAGUGAAGCCCUUAGGAGUAUCGGCAAAAUCAAAAAUUUGCUGAUCUUUCACCCCGUUGCAUGAUUCCCCUACAAACUUGCACAAGUUAAAACAAGUCCAAUCCAUGCAGUUUCCUUCUGCUUUACGGGCGGAAUCUGCCACCUCGUAAUUUUUGUUCUUUGCCAUCUCAUGCGGGUUCGCUUUUCUUUUUAAAUUGCUGAGAUCAUACAAGCGCGAAGCCCCAUGCAGAAUAGGCAUUUUUUGUAAUGAAUUUUCGUUCUUUUCAGGUACUUUCACGUUCUUAACAGGAGCGGAAUCAACUUCAAAUUUUACAUUGGAAAUCUUACAAGUAGUGCCGGUUGAUUCGUAAACAGGGCGGAUAGAUGCGUUUUUCAUCAUGCGUUUCGAUGCGUUCUCGUUAGAAAUAGAGGCUGUUUCAAGUACACUGUGACUGGAUAUAGGUGCUGUUUCAAGACCAUCAGUUUUUGUUUCGAGUGCUGUAGCAUUGUAAAUAGAGGGAGACUUUAGAUUUUGAAUGCAUGCAACAUCACUACUUUGACCAGAAGUAGAGCCUGUUUUAACAGCAUGAACAUCAUCAGCAUCGGUUUUUCGACGUUUAGCAGCAUGAGAAAUUUGACAACUCUCAUCGGAACCCGGCCAGCUUCGUCAGUUGGGGCAAUCCUUACGAACAUGUCCAAGCUGCUUGCACUUGUGACAUUUGAUCUUGGAUUUGUCUCCGCCGCCGCCUUUUCCCUUCUGCUGGUCUCCCUUGCCUCCUUUUCCGCCGCCCUUGUUGUUCUUCUGGUUGUUGUUCUUGUACGGGUGCUGGUUCUUGUUGACCCAGCGGCCACCCUUCUUCCCCUUCUGUGCAACAACUUCAGCAGCGAUCGCUUUGUGAUCGGCCUGCGUCAAGUUGAGAGAAGCGGGCUUUGCGGUGUCCUCUUCGGUGCCCCCGUCUUUCAAGACGGAUUCGCACUCCUCCGCCAACUUCAACAAAUUAUCACUGUCCGGCUUGUCCUGGAUGACGUGCGGCAUGAUAAAUGAAUCGUAGGCGUUCCCGAGGUUGUAGAAGCAUCCGAAAGUCAUCAACUCGCUGCGGAAGACUUCACCGCCCAGCUCAUCCCGAAAGAUGUUUUGUUUCCGCUGAACGAACUCCCUUACCGUUUGGUCUUUGUCUUUCCGGGUGGUUAGUAAAUCCUUAAGCGACCGCAUUCGAGCGAAUUUGGUCCGCUUAUCGAAUUCCAACAACAACGCACCCCAAGCCGUACUGAUGCAAGCGACUGUCUUGCUCUUCACGACCUCCAGCGCGUCCCCAGUCAACGCCACGCACAAGCGAGCGAAGAACUGCGCACCGAUGGCCCUCGUGUCGUCCUUCCAUCCGUCAAUAGAAGGCGUUUUCAAGAAGUUGUCGAUCAGUGUCAAGAUCCCCAACAUCUGCAACAAGGCUUGCACCUUAAACCGCCAGUCCGACCAUCCCUUCGGAUUUCCGUCGUAAGGCGGAAUAGAGUACUUUUCCACCUGGUUAGUGUCGACCAUUGUGUUCAAAAGAAAACAAUAAUCGCGCUUAAAUACAAAUUCCCAAUUUGUAUCCCAAUCGAGAUUGUGGAAAUAGUUUGCAAAUUGUGGGUCGCUAAGGUCUUCAACGUUCCAACCUUUGGAGCCGUAACACUUCGCGCCUAAAAUGCACAAAUCUCGAUGCUUUCCAAGUUCUCUAGCUACGCAACUAGCACCAAAAUGUCUGCAUGGCAUUUAAUUUCUUUUCUAAAUUUUGCAGAUAAACUUCCUAAAGUUGUGGGGGUGCGUUUUCAACAAAUACGUUCAAAUUUGUAAUGCUAGCUCUGAAAUUGUACAAGUAAAUCUUACAAGAUGUAGUGACUGUUUUUCAAAUUUUCUACACAAGAAAAUCAGUAAAAAUUUGUAAUGCAGGCGCAAGUUUUCUAAACAAGAAAACUAAUAAAUUUUGGCUGAAUAAAGGUGCGACUAGAUUGUUAGAAACCUAGACGCACGAUCAAGACAGUAAGCGGGUAAACACGACGUGAACAAGUGCUAGCAGUACUAAGUGCUUACGUAGCACGGUGUUGAGCUUACUGAUGAUAGACGUACUAGUAGGGGUACUAGUCGCAACCUGCAGGGGUGUGAUGAGAUAUCAAGAGGAUGGACAAUAUGCAUGACAAACAGGAUGGCUACGGCUAAGGAGGAGGAUCAUGGAUUUCAGAUCGCCGGUCUGUACAAGACCAAGAGAUUUGACAUCAGACCAGAUUUACAUCGUGAUUUGCGUCGCGCUGUGUUUCUGAUCGUCACUAGGUCAUUUGAUAUUCCGAUCUAUCCAACAGAAAGUGAAAAUGGUUUGCGCUCCUAUUAUUCCGCAACCCAGCGCGCCGGUGCUUGAAGGUACUUGCAAGGACGCAGCCCGCCACGGCAGUGUGUCUCAUCUAUAUAGGCAUACGCAAAGAGAAGAGUGCCACGGUUGCGCACUUAAUACAUACGCGAAGGCUAUUAAGAGCCAGCGGCGGGCGACGUAGCGCGCUCGCUCCGUACGGGAGCAAUAGCACAGCUGUGGGGCGCAGUUAGAUCGAGCCACAGAACACGGAAAAUGGAAAAACGGCAAGAAGGGGGAGGCGGCCCGGUAAUAGGGGAAAGAAGGGGCUGGUUGGGCCGGGCGGAUUCGAAGCCGGGCCCGGUUUCAGCCCAUCUCCCAACCCGCAGUCGACGGCCGCGGGCGGGGGGUCUCUCUGCCUGGAGGAAGGUCGGAAAUAGGGAAGGCGCCUUGCGCCACGGGCGUCCGUCGCGCGGCGCUGACUCCCCCGGGGCGCCGGGGCUCUUUGGGCGGCGUGCGUCGUCAGACAGCGAGGCGUCGGUAAUGGCGGCCCCCUUUUUCUCGCCCCCGGGCGCGAUUUUUGUAGACCCCGCCCGGCUCAAGCUGCGCGGCCCGCCCGCCUUUUUUGGCGGGCCCCGGGCGGGCUCCCGGGGGGCCCGCGGCCGGGGGCAUGGGGCCGCCCAGGGAGGCCCGGGCCCCCCGCCGGGGCCCGCUUCCUUUCUAGGGCGUCAGCCGUCGGGAAAGGGAGGGGGGGGGGGCAGGGGGCCCGCGGUGCCCGCCCGCCUCGCUAGAAACGAAGUACGCCGCCCCACGAAAGGCGCAGCCGCGCGCCCCCCAGCCGGAAACGUUGCGCCGGAGGGCGUGCCGUGUGUGUGUGCGGGGGGGAGCGGCGCGGAUAGAUAGCAGGCCUCCUUCCUUGAAGGAAGGAGCGCCCUGAUGCUUGCUGUCAUAUUUGCAGCAGUGGCCCCCGGCUUUUGCUUUAUUUUGCACCCCCGCGACGCGGGGCGGCGCGGCGCGUUUUUCCCGCAACUGCCCGCAGGCGGCCUGGAGAGGCCGGCGCGCUGACUUCUUUUGGGCCCCGCAGAAAAUAAAGAGGCGGCGCACGCUUGCCACUCACGGAAGCCGGGCGGGGCGCGGGCGCGCUAAAUAUCAAGCGAGUAGCGCCUUCUUUUUUUAGGGCGCGCGGGCACUUUUUAUGCUAAGAUGCCGCGCCUACGCCUAGCAGGGCGCCCUUCUUUCGUAUCCGAUGGGCGAUUUUCUCGUCGGGCCGCCUUUCAUGCAAACCACGGGCGGGCCCUCGCCUCCGGCUGGGUUCUGCGUGCUAAAGUAGCUGCCUCCUAAAAUCGGCUAGCUCGUUCGGAACAGAACGGCGUAGCCAGCAGUAGGGAUUCUGCUCGAUCCGCUGCAGCUUUCUUGCACUAGAGCACCAGCACAGAAGCACGCAGCCUCGGCGCUGCGCGUCACUCAGCAGUGACUUUGCUGCGAGGCGGAAGAAAGUCGGCGACUUGCCGCGCAGUGCGUAACUGUAGCGCUCGUUUCUUUGGAUAAGCGAGAGCAAAAGCAAUACCGGCAUCCGAGGCCGUCGGUGGGAAACGUUCGACGAGAUCGCGGCUCUAUGGAUGGAAGACUACGACCCGAAAGACGAGAACCCUGUAAUCCCCAGUUCGGGAACCUGCAUCGGGAGAAGCUAUUACUUCAUGAAGAAUACUCACUUCGAGCGAGUUGUCCAGCCGAUGCUUACUUUCUUAACGCCCCUUGUGAACACGUACUUCGAGACAACUGGAGACGGACGAACACCGUACAUUUCUGGGAUAACCUUGGGCGUAUCUAA
This is a messenger RNA of Amoebophrya sp. A120, 15020 nucleotides long. NCBI's taxonomy places the organism in Eukaryota, Dinophyceae, Syndiniales, Amoebophryaceae. The record is from the annotation of a GenBank genome assembly.